AUGACAUUUUCUAGUGUUGUCAUCGCCUUCCGUCCUGUAUUUUUUGCAUCAAGUGUCACGGUUUCAACUUGGUGAUUGUUUAUAUUAUGGAGAUGAACAAAAUCAGUGGGGAAAACAGUCCAAAUUUCAAUGCGAAGGUAGAGGUAAAAAUGGAGUGUCCAAAGAGAGUCCUGCAUUUUAGCGAUGGGACCCUGGAGGAAUUCGACAACAGUGACGAUAACGUGGAGUGCGAACAGAAGCAAGCGAAUAUGGAAGUCGCAGAGAAUGAACUUCAAUGGGGACCUUGGCUUUUCUACAAAGCAACGAAAUUCGGGACGACUGUGUUAACAGGAUGUGAUUAUGUUGGUGAAUCCUUGGCAUCAUUUUUGGGUAUCACAUCACCAAAAUAUGAAAGUGAAAUUGCAGAAUUUAAACGAAUACAAGCUCAGAACGAGCAAAUUGAACGUGAGAGGGCUGAAAACGCAUCGUGGAUGGAAAAGGAGAAUCUAAACGGUGAAAUCAUCAUAAGUGAAAAGAUUGCAGGUAGCCACGAAAAGUUUUAAUGAAAUGAGUUGUGCGUUAGAGAUAUGAGUAAGAAAACCCAAAAGACUAUUCGGGACCAAUGGUUGAAUUUUCCGAUAAAGAUGCUUUAACACUAUUUUAUUAUAUUUAUUAGAAGAAGCACUUAUUUAAGCAUUUUACAAAUUUGUAUAUUUAAGUUAACUGUAUUCGAUGAUGAAUAAUACAGAACGUUGGUUUUAAUCAGAUGCAA
Molecule: messenger RNA, 751 nt
Organism: Hermetia illucens (black soldier fly)
Lineage: Eukaryota; Metazoa; Arthropoda; Insecta; Diptera; Stratiomyidae
Product: protein FAM177A1
Exons: 2
Coding region: 87-542 (151 amino acids)
Source: RefSeq, a predicted model, not a curated record